Messenger RNA from Diospyros lotus (date-plum), 984 nucleotides. RefSeq lists its product as uncharacterized. Gene Ontology annotation, molecular function: ATP binding. The record is from RefSeq and is a predicted model, not a curated record. Gene Ontology annotation, cellular component: nucleus. Gene Ontology annotation, biological process: regulation of DNA-templated transcription. The transcript has 4 exons. Bases 1 to 984 code for a protein of 327 amino acids. Lineage: Eukaryota; Viridiplantae; Streptophyta; Magnoliopsida; Ericales; Ebenaceae.
AUGGGUUUGGAGAGCUCAACUAGUUCAUUCGAUGCAGCCUUUAUUUCUCAGGUUGCUUCACCAUUGAAGGCCAUCGAUGUACAAAGCAACAGUGAAUGUCCAUUUCAGAUUAAGGAGAAAUUUAGGUCCAAAGCAGAAGACAAUAACAAUUUUAAAGUAGCCAAAACUGGUGAUUCUAGAGCCCCGAUUGCAAUAUAUCAAAACCCAAUCAACUCUAUGAAUGUCAAUGCACAAAGCCCUUUUGAUAAUAAUACAGGCUAUCAUUGUGGAGGCAUAAAUGCUGCCAUGGGAACUCCUAACAUGAUGGGAACUCCAUGUCCAUUUACUCGUGCUCAGUUGGUUGAGCUAGAGCAACAGAUAAGGAUAUAUAAGUGCAUCAAUGAAAAUUCACCUAUUCCAUCCGAUUUGCUCAUGGCGCUAAGUGCUUCCCUCAACCCAAAUCAAUUAAUUAGUUUUCCUAGAUCCGAUGCUACCAAUGCAGGAAAGCAUGUGCAAGGAGAGACUAAUAAGGUCUACGAAUCUGCUCCAGAGGAGGCAGCUCUUGUUGGUGGAUCUGCAUCUAUAUCGACCCCUUGUGGUGGUGUUGCCACUGCCCAAUAUCAGUCCAUCAACUUCCCAUCUGAUGCUGAGGGCCUUGGUGUAGGACUCUGCGUUAACAAAGUGAAAGAUCCACAAAGCCACAUUGUCACAUCUCCAGCCACUAGCAUGGGUUUCGGGUUUCCAUCCUCUGGUCAAAACUUUGACAAACCUGUUCUCUCAGAGUUUGCUGAGGAUGAGCCUGACAUGAAUCUCAACGAUUAUUUCCUUGACUUCAGUGACCUUGAAUCCCAGGAGCGAUGCUCUUUGCGCCAUCUCUUUGAUAACUGGCCAGCAGAGCAACCCGAGUACGCAGAUUGGUCUAAUCUCUCCAUGAAGAAUAUUCCUAUAGGCUUAUCAGAUCAAACACCAACCUCACCCUCAUCCCAACAAAAGAAGCUUAUGUAG